Messenger RNA from Exaiptasia diaphana, 7175 nucleotides. Its product is annotated as polycystic kidney disease protein 1-like 2. The transcript has 16 exons. Gene Ontology annotation, biological process: detection of mechanical stimulus. Gene Ontology annotation, cellular component: membrane. The record is from RefSeq and is a predicted model, not a curated record. The annotation marks the transcript as partial. NCBI's taxonomy places the organism in Eukaryota, Metazoa, Cnidaria, Anthozoa, Actiniaria, Aiptasiidae. Gene Ontology annotation, molecular function: protein binding; calcium channel activity; calcium ion binding.
GGUAUCAGUUGUCUCGUGAUGGUAAAACCUGUAAAGACAUUGAUGAGUGCUCUUCACGACGACUGCACAAAUGCAAGUACACUUGCUUCAAUUAUAUCGGUGGACAUGUAUGCGGAGAGAAAGUCGUCUACUCUAGACCACCUGUUAUCAUCUACGGUAAGAACAUCAGUUCAGCAAGCAUCUUCAUUCAGUGGACGAAGGUCCUAGGCGCCCUCCAAUAUGAAGUGGCGUAUAUACCGUUCAUGAUGGAUGAGAAACUGAGGAUUGUCACAUCGAAGGAGAUUGGUUUAGUUGUCACUGGUCUUAGAGCACUGAAGAUGUACAAGCUGUUUGUAAGGAGCACGUCAUUAGAUGGUAUUACAAGUCCAUGGAGCAAAUGUUUUACCAUGUCAACAGAUGAGCAUGAUCUCUGCGCUUCUCCAAUGAAUGUGACAGUUGCCGAGGUUGGWCGYCAGCAUGUUCUACUAGUGUCUUGGACGGGAGUAGAAUUCAUGGACGAUAUUCAUGGCCACGGACUCGGGUACCGAGUUGUAUACGUGAAAACCCACGYGACCAAACCUAAACCAGUUACCAUAACAACGACCAAUACGUCAGUCUUCAUAAAAGCAGUGGAGCCUGGUGCUAAUUAUAGCGUUAAAGUCUGCGUGUUUACAAGAAAAGGCGAUGGUCCUUAUUCACAGCCUGUUUUUAUUAGAGUUUUGCCAGAACAUCCGUGUGAUUACAUCAAGUGUCUGAACAAUGGAAUAUGUGAAGGCCAUUCUUGCCGUUGUUUGAAUCGCUACUAUGGGCAAUAUUGUCAGCAUUAUAUUAUAGAUUCCCAUCACAACAAAACCUGCACAAGUCCUGUCGUAAAGCUGGUCAACAUCAGUCACUCUUUGUCGACGGCUACAGUAUUUCUCAAAUCACAAACAAUAGUCGUUACUGCUCUUGUUAGCAACAACUGUAGUUUUCCAACUGAAACAACAUUGUGGACCGUGCAUUUACUUGGAAGUGACAAGGUUAUACAUGUAUCCAACUCAAGUCAGUCUUUAAUAAUCCCCAGUCGCUAUCUUCACUACGGUCGUUAUAAAGUCAAAGCAACUGUUGCGAUACAGGGCUAUCCUAUAUCCGGUACUGGGAUAGGGUACAUCCACAUAAAGCUUAGUCCUUUAGUAGCUCGCAUAAAAGGAGGAUCAUACUUAAAGGGGGCUGAUAGUAUUACCCUUGAUGCUUCUGAUUCCUUUGAUCCCGAUUCCGGGUCUUCAUCCGGGUUUUCAUUCUCCUGGCUAUGUACGACAACCGGGGACUGUUUCACCAACGAACCCCUGGAGUCUCCGACAGUCGAAUUUCCUUGGUUACUGUCGUCUUCCGUUCGUGUACCGUUUUAUAACAAAGGUGGUUGCUAUGACACCGGGGUGGGGUUUUUGCCAACGACUGGCCCGGUGCUUGUACUCCGUUUAUCAUACAUGAGACCCGGUAUACGACAUGUUACCGUAGUUAUACAGAAAGGGAGACGAAAAUCGCUGUUGAAGAAGGAAAUCGUGAUCACGCAUAAAGCUACUAUACGGUUGUCAAUCAGGUGCUURAAGAACUGUCGUUCUCCAGUUGAUCCCAAGGCAAAGAUUGCYUUAGCUCCAUCUUGCUCCAGGUCAUGCGAGGAGAAUGUGCAAUAYMMCUGGUCAGCGUACUACGGUAGUGAAGGAGACACRUGGCAAAACAUMWCUGGCAUCGARAAACAUUUUGAGACGUCUAUGACGUCAUUGGUAAUAGAAGCGUUCACWUUUAAACCUGGUCGGACCGUGAAAAUAGAGUUGAGGGUGCAUAAACCGACCUUCAAAUCAAUGAAAGCUUUCUACACUUUCACAAURAACACACCRCCACGUGGUGGGCGUUGCCUUGUYACGCCUAAASAGGGCGUGGCAUUAAGGACCAAGUUUAGAUUCUAUUGCUACAACUGGACGGAUAAUCACRAGCCCAUAAAGUACGCCUUUUCAUACGUGACRUUAGACGGARUAAACAAUGUAGUACAGAAAGGGUUUCUACCUAGCAUGAGGGUAUCUCUGUCACCAGGCAACAAGAACGUCACUAUUGACGUCAUUGACGCCUAUGGUGCUUAUAUAUCUGUUUAUGUCUUCGUUAAGGUGAAUUCCGAGGUUUCUGAAAAUGAAAAAGUGAAAGAAGCAAGCAAACUCAUCAUAGGAAAAACAAGCGAUUUAAGUAGCCUUAUAAGAAAGAACGAAACUAAACAGGCAUAUCUACUUUCAAGAAAUGUCUUACAACUUUUGAAUGAUCGUAAAAAUAGGACAGAUAUCGCAGAUGCCAUUAAGAUCAAGUCAGAAAUCAUCAGACAAGUGACGUCAGUUGGUGCAAAAACUGUUGACGAUAUUCGGGACCAGUCAUCAAUUAUUACACAAGCAACCGCUGUCCCCAACGAAGUUAGUCAGACUGCUCAGGASGUUGCUGCCCAGGCCUUGGUUAAGAUGACAAUGRUCUUAAAGCGUGAAAGUASCAAAACAACRARUGUUCGUAGUUUGGAAAGUAGUGCGAGCAGUCUUCUCUCUGGGAUUVCAAACUCUCUCAUAAUCUCAAGUUCCAAUGCUAAAUACCAAAAAGAAGAAGAAAAGAAACGUACGAACUAUAUUCGAUACAAUAAAAAUCUUUCGCUAKUUCUAAUCAAUGCAACAAAGACAAUUGGAAAGGCGAUUUUGUCUAAAAUUGUUGUAGGUGAAAAGCCUACAGUUCUGAAGCAAGGGUCGUUGUUAGCGCUUAUAGUUUCUCGACAAACGCCUUCAGUUCUUUCUGGAGCGGUACUUAAACACAAGGGGACACAAUUCACCUUUCCAAAUAAUCCCACCAUAUUUGGUAACACUACAGCCGUUGACAGUCAGAUUCUCGUCUCAAGCUUCAACAUGUUUUCGUGGCAUAAAACGUCCCAACGACCGACAUCGAUUGUAGCGAGUCUUGAGACAACAGAUUUCGACGGUCKUCCAAUCACAAUGAAGAAUCUCUCUGACGACGUAACUAUCCAACUGCCUCAACGAAUCAAAACAGUCCCUGACAUCCGAGAGUUUUCUGUAGAAUUUGGUCGGACGAAUUACCACAAAGUUCAGGUCAACUACUCCGAUAUAACACURAACAUCAAUAUUCAACCAACCGAUAAUAAAACAACGCUGUUGAUUGCCACUAAUUAUGGUGCGAGACCAGCAAAUGACACCGACUACAAGAUGGUGUUACCAGUUCGUGGAUCACGUGACCUAUACAGUGUUCGAAUCGCUUCCCAGUCUGGUUUUUAUUUUGUUGGGGUCAGAAGUGGGAUGAGUAGCCUGAACUACAAGUCAAGGAUAAAAUAUACUAUGCAUGUUUCUGCAUCAGCUUGUCUAUACUGGUCUGAGAAUAAAAUGAAAUGGGUCUCUGAUGGCUGUAAGGUUGGUAGUCAGUGGACGGCUGAGUCAUCGGUUUGCAAGUGCAACCACUUGACGGCAUUUGCUUCCCAGUUCUAUGUCGCCCCAAAUCCUAUYGACUUUGGUGUUGUGUUCGUCAAGUUUACCGAAAUUCCCGAGAGUGGUAACAUUGUAGCUUUCGUUGCUCUUGGUUGCAUCUUCCUUGUGUAUGUUAUUGGUGUUUCGUGGGCAAGACGACAGGAUAAUAAYGACAAGAUUAAGGUUGGUGUCAGUCCAUUUCUGGGUUCUYUGUCUUCCACUGCGCACCAAUACCAAGUCGCUAUUACUACAGGAGUGUGGCGAAACUCGGGCACAACUGCGCGUGUUUACAUUGUCCUCCAAGGAAGGGAAUCAAGUCAUCCUGUACUUCUUCAUAAUCCUUCUUGUGUUCCAUUUUCUCGAGGGAACACCGAURUUUUCGUAUUGUCCUUCCWGGAAAACUUGGGUAAAAUCAACAAAAUACGGAUCUGGCACGAUAACUCCGGUUCUAACCCCUCAUGGUAUCUUAGCCACGUCGUUAUAACAAGUCGAGAUCAUCACCAGCCGUCAACAUUCAUCUUCCAACAAUGGCUUGCCGUGGAAAAAGGCGCUGGGYUUGUAGACCGCAMCAAAAGUGYAUCCACAAAGGAAGAGCUUAACAGCUUCAAGACUUCGUUCAAUGGCCGGCUUUCCGAAGGACUCGCUAAUGAACAUYUGUGGUGUUCUGUGUUCGCCAAGACUCCCAAUUCARUGUUCACGAGGGUACAAAGGGUAACAUGUUGUUGGUCUAUUGUCUUGAGUAUGAUGCUGGUAAGYGCCAUGUUUUACGAGCUGGCGCCACAGCAGUCAUCAAACAACGAUCCUUCUYUGAAAAUCGGUCCAUUACGCCUURAGCUGCGCCAGAUAUUGGUGGCAUUGCAAAGCACACUUAUUGUCGCUCCAUUUCAUAUCUUUAUCGUGUUUAUUUUUGAACAUAUACGACCAUCGCCAACUCCUUCAGCGAAGUUCGAUACCAGGUAUUCGAUUACUCGYCCAGUAACGUUCCCAAAGGAUACCACAAAGACAUGUACACUACGUCUUCCAAAUUGCUUUGUCUGCGUGGCGUAUUUGUUGUGUUUUAUGUCCAUCAUAAUUUCAUCGCUGUUCAUAAUCUUCUACUCCCUGCAAUGGGGGCAAGAGAUAACAACUCAGUGGUUAAUAUCAAUUGUAAUGUCUCUUUCAUUGGACAUAUUCAUCGAGAAACCGAUGAGCUUACUGUUACUGGUGCUGCUAGGCGUUUUAGUUUGUCGCAGGGGUGCUCCUAGCUUAGUACUGAAGAGAUCGUUCAAGGGAAGUGGUGCCGUGGUGAGUAUGGAUGAUGUCCAGCCAUCAAAAGGGAUGCUGGAUCCAGACAAUAACGAAGAGGUUCAUAAACAGCCAGUGCCUCCAAGCAAGGAAGAACUGCGCAACGCAACGCGACUUGAAAAGAUGAACAUGUCGUUACAACACUGGUUCAUUGAGCUUGUGUUUUUUAUUAUUUAUCUUUGGAGCCUAAUGAUGGUGGCUUAUGCAGGAAGGGACUACUUCAUGUAUACCUCGACAUCCACUAUAUCAAAGGCAAUAGAUGGCAGCCCGGAGUAUGAAAUUAAGGAUGUUACUUCGUUUUGGAACUGGAUAAGCAAUUUUCUGCUGCCGUCAUUGUAUGGAGACCUCACUGGAGAUUAUGUUCAUGUCGGGAUGCCAAUAAUCACACAGAAAAGAGUGAAAAGAGGKCAAUGCACCGUGAGCCCCCUUCAAUCAGCUAUUAAUUGUACUGUGCCAUACAAGCCCUCUUUUGAAGAAUCACAUUCCUUCCGACCAAGAUGGCUUCAAACCUUGCAAAACGCAUCCUCCUUYAAUGCCACCACAACAUUUGAAGAAGCUUGGGUGUAUUCAUCUAUUGGAGGCCCAACAUGGAGCUACCUGGACAGUCUUCGUGUGUAUUCCAGCGGAGGAUACAGUGCGAUCAUGGAAAGCCCUCUUGAUAGGGCACAAGGCAYCAUCAAUAGUCUCAAAGCUAAAGGCUGGGUGGACAGACAAACAGCGGCUCUGUUUCUCGUGUUUGUCCUGUUUAACUCCGAGACCAUGCUCUUYAGCCGAGUCAAGAUAGUCAUUGAAAAGAGUUCGAUUGGAACAUUGGAAAGAACUGGCACACAGAUCGAGACCAUCCGUGUGUAUGACAUAGGAGCUGGCUACGAUGUGGUUCUUCUACUGGUUCAGUUAUUGUUUCCACUGCUUGUCUUGUAUUACCUUGUGAAGCAAAUCAUUUSGAUGAGAAAAGGCUUGGUUAAGUACUUAAGCAMUGUGUUCAACUGGGUGGAGAACUUCCAAAUUAUCUUUGCCAUUGCAUGGAUUGUUGUCAAUGUAUUUAAGUUGGUACAUGUGGACAUCAUCAGCAAACAAUUGAAGGAAAACAUCCAGCAGRGUAAUAACGAGUUUGAGUUUGUGGUGCAGUUACAUUACACUACCAAUAUAMUGUUGGCGUUUUUGAUAUUCCUCAACACCUUGAAACUACUGAUGAGGAUAAGAUUUGGACCAGUGGAGCAUUUCUUCGGCGUCCUUGGUACCGCUAUAAGGGAUGUACUAUCUUACUCAGUAAUGCUGGUCAUUGGUUUGUUUGCUUUUGUUCAWUUUGGGGUACUUGUAUUUGGGCGAGACCUUCACGCGUUCAGYACCGUCUUGGAAUGYCUAGUAACUUUAUGUUCUGUUAUGAUCGGUAAUCAGUUUGACUUCUACUCGAUCAAGUUCAGUAAUCGGAUACUUGGCCCUUUUUACCACACACUUUAUGGUCUGGCAUCCAUGUUCGUUUUCGUCAACAUCUUCAUUCUCAUCUUGAUCCAUUACAUCGACUUCCAAGCAAACACACACCGACACCUCUACGGUCUUGGGCGAUUCAUUAUCGAUCGUUUGAAGGAAGCAUUMGGGCGCGGGAAAACUGUCCUUCCACGAGAACUGACCGAAAUGGAAGAGCUCAGAAGACAAUGUCAUUACGCUAUGUCGUGGUUCAAGACUAAGACAUGCAGRCGUUUGGAAAAUUUACAAACUCUKGUAAAACUCCGCAACUCGAGCCCUUCGAAGUAUCACCGUAAGAAAGAGAAAGAUUCCAGGACGCAAUUGUGUGGACUUCUUUCGUUUCAAGACGAKGAMAAGCCUUCUCAACUCAACCUGCUCUGUCCAGAGCACACUCUUCAAGAGGUAAUUGACAGAAAAUUGAAGAAGUUGAAUACUCUAAUGAAUAAGGACUAUGCCUCCGAGUUUGGUGAGGAUCUGGACACCUCUCGCAUCUAUUCAGCUGUAUGCAAUAGAACCCUGAAGCCGAAACUUCCCCGUUCCAUUCCAGAAGUAUUUUUCAGUAAAUAUGUCACUGRGGUUGUGGAAGAUAUCGACUAUUCGUGCGUCAACACCGCGGUCAGCACAACGGCGUUGAAAACGAGAGUUCCCCGGUCAAUGCCCGGGAUAUUCAACAGACACGAUGGAUAACCUUCCAAGGCGAUUAAACUAAUGAUAAAAUCCUAAUGACGAACUUUGCGAUUUUGAGGGCACAGUGUAAAGGUAUUUGGUAUUAUCAACUCAAGCCGGUUCUUGCAGGAAAUAUGAUUUUUCGUUUCAUUAAAAUUUGAUUGGACAUGAACGUCAUAGAUUAUAAGAUUAUUCGUGUGGUUGAGAAAAGUGUAUAACCUUAAUUUUGUUGCGAYUCKUUAUUGAAUAACAAUACAAGCAUUGAUAGUUUUGGAUUUUAUAUCCGAAACGAAAAAUAAA